AUGCCUUGUGAUCUCCAACUCUCGGCCACUGACCAUCUCCAGGAGUCCCCCCCACCGUUUCUGCCAGCCUGUGCGCCCAGGGCUGUGGUUGCUAUUCGCCUGCUAUCGUGCCCAGUGGGCCAAGAGAAGGACGCAGACGGCAACUGCGUUGACUCGUGCGUGGUACGCAACUGCGGCACCAACGCCAGGUGCCUCAAGAACGAGGCGGGCUGGGCGGACUGCGUGUGCGACAGGGGCUUCAAGCUGCUGCCCGAUGCGUCCUGCGCCCACAUGUGCGCGGUUCGCAACUGCGGCCCCAACGCAAACUGCCUCAAGGCCGAGGGAGGCUGGGCGAACUGCGUGUGCCAAAGGGGCCAGCAGCUGCUGCCCAAUGCGUCCUGCACUCACUCGUGUGCGAUAAGGGACUGUGGAGAGAAUGCGUACUGUGAGAAGGAGCAGGAGCUCGCCAUCUGUCACUGCAACUGGGGCUAUGCCAUGACCGACACCGGCUGUGUUGAUACUUGCAUUCUUAAGGGGUGUAAUUCGUUCACAGAGGAUUGUAGGAAGUAUGACGAUGGCUCUGCAUACUGUGUAUGCAAGCCGGGCUACAGAAAUGUCAAUGGCUAUUGCGUCGGACCUGCCACCUGUGGGAACUGUCCUACCGGGGCCACAUGCAAUAUUGUCUCUUCCACCACAAAGGCUCCUUACUGUUCCUGCCCUAGUGGCUAUGGCAUGAGCAGCACUGCUUGCGUCCGUGGAUAUCCCCCAACCGUCUCCUCGGCGAGUCUCACCUUCUACCGUCUUCCCAGAUACACCUUAACAACGAGCACCUAUACCAUGCGCGUGCUGUACAACGGAUGCACCAACCUGCCGUUGGCAAUUGGUCGCUACAUCUUGUCGUACUGGCGAGUGGACCGUGCACCCGGAGGAUUGGGGAACUGUCGGAUCAUCUACGUGUAUAGCUAUGCAAACUGCUAUGGACCGGUUGUCGCUCAGCUCAAUUUCUUGUCUCUGAGCAGCAUUGCCGCAUAUGGUGUUUCAUACUAUUCAUCAGCUUCACCGGACAUGUUGUCUUUCAAGUGUAUCCACUUCUAG
This is a messenger RNA of Closterium sp. Yama58-4, 1074 nucleotides long. Lineage: Eukaryota; Viridiplantae; Streptophyta; Zygnematophyceae; Desmidiales; Closteriaceae. The record is from the annotation of a GenBank genome assembly.